Girardinichthys multiradiatus is the source of this 2913-nucleotide messenger RNA. RefSeq names its product ring finger protein 103 (gene rnf103). The record is from RefSeq and is a predicted model, not a curated record. The transcript has 7 exons. The coding region runs from base 504 to 2516 and encodes 670 amino acids. NCBI's taxonomy places the organism in Eukaryota, Metazoa, Chordata, Actinopteri, Cyprinodontiformes, Goodeidae. Gene Ontology annotation, cellular component: endoplasmic reticulum. Gene Ontology annotation, biological process: protein ubiquitination. Gene Ontology annotation, molecular function: ubiquitin-protein transferase activity.
GUCACAUGAAGCAAGCUCCGGCCCACUGCUUCACAAUAUGUAGUUUGCAGAACGCUUUGAAGCCUCGGUGUUAGAGGUAACAUCAGUACUUUUUGGUAUGACAUGGUGGUGCUCCAAGUCUGUCCUGCAUACAUCGUGGUGGAUUGACGGAGUCUGGCUCACUGCACCACUGCAGUUUUCUGAUGCCACAUUUUGUGUGGGUGCUGCAGACUGGAUCUCUCGCGGCUGUCUGUAAUUUUUGUGCGCUUGCAGCUGACGUCGGAGGCCUUUUUGUUUUUGGAUCCAAGGCCUGUGUGCAAAUGGAGGCUUAUUAAGUGCCGUAUCAAUUUUAGGACCGCUAACACUUGGGGAUUUAAGCGACACUCGAUAAAGCAAUCAAAUGCCGAAAAAAUCGGACAUAUUUAAGUUUUCUGGAGGGAAUCCUUGGAGGACGUGUGCUUGAAGCCUGUUUACAGAAAACCCCUGAAUGAUAGAUCUCCUCAGUGCUCGCCUCCACUUAUAAAAUGUGGUUAAAACUCUUCUUUUUGCUCCUGUAUUUCAUAUUGUUGUUUCUGCUUGCUAGAUUUUUUGAAGCUGUGGUUUGGUAUGAGACUGGUAUGUUCGCAACGCAGCUUGUAGAUCCAGUUACCCUGAGUUACAAAAGGUUGAAAACCAUAUUGGAGUGCAGAGGACUGAGGUACUCCGGCCUGGCUGAGAAAAAGGAUGUCAGCGAGCUGGUGGAGAAAUCAGGUGAAUUGACACAAGGGGAGGUGUACUCGGCUAUCAAGAAAGAGAGGGAGCAGACAAAGUCUGGAGCUUCCGGUACCACUGCCUUCAGCGGGGAGAUGCACUUCUAUGAGUUGGUAGAGGACACUAAAGAUGGAAUUUGGCUGGUUCAGGUUAUAGCCAAGGACCAGGAAGCUGUGCUCAGUCAGUCAAACUGGGGAAAAAUGGUGCAGAAACUGUCUCAGUUUGGAAUCAGAACUGGAACCUUCAACUGCUCCAAUGACAAUAGGUCAUGUAUCAAACGUCGUUGGCAACACUCAACAAUCAUCAUGUCUGCUCCUCAAACUUCAGCUUCAAAGGGCAAAGUCAUGCUAAAAGAAUAUUCUGGACAAUACAUUGAAACGGGACACAUCUUUCGGUGGAUGACCUCCCAUUUGGCUCGUCGAAUCAAAACUGUACGUCAUUCUGCGCAACUAAUUGAGGAGUGGCGCUCUGACCCAGCUCAUCCGAUCAAGAUGUUUCUGUUCACCCAUCUGUCCCAACCUCCUGCCUUCUUUUCCGCACUAUCUGUUAAGUUCACUGGCAGAAUUGAGUUUAUUUUUGUGGAUGUACGUCACUGGGACAACCAGAGCACCCUCUUAGACAUUGGUGUGACACAGAGCCCUGCUUCUAUACUUAAAAUGCCAGAGGGUAUCUAUCACUAUGGUAACAGUACUGGGGAGUAUCUGUCUCUUGCUGCCAUGGAUACAUUCCUGCGUUCGGUCCAGCCAGAAGUCAAUGAUCUGUUUGUCCUCAGCCUGAUACUCAUAAAUUUGCUGGCCUGGAUGGAUCUCUUCAUUACACAGGGAGCAACGGUCAAGCGAUUUGUUGUUCUAAUCAGAACACUUGGAAUCUACAACUCCGUAUUGUUGGUGUCUUGGCUUCCUGUUUUGGCUCUUGUUCAACUCCCCUACCUGGACACUUUGUAUGGUUACAGUCUGAAGUUGACUCGUUUUGCAGACACCACCACAUUCGCAAGUUUAGUUAGAGCUGACUGGACCUUUUACUCAUCCCACCCAGCUCUCUUUCUGUCAACCUACCUGGGUCAUGGCCUGUUGAUUGACUACUUUGAGAAGAAACGUCGUCGUGGUACUAGGAACCAAGCAGACAGCACCACCAACCUGGAGUGGUUAGUCAAUCUGUGGGACUGGUACACCUCCUUUCUUCUUCACCCUAUUACAUCAGUGCAACAGUUCCCAUCUGAUUACUCAGAGUGGGAGGACUAUCCAAGCUUUUUAUUAGAGCGUUUGGCUUUCCCGGACCUCUGGCUUCACCCACUAGUAAAUGUAGACUACUUAAAAUCACUUCCAACCUGGAAGCUUAGAGUUGUUCAGCAAAGCCAGACUGUUUCUUGUGUGCAUCAAGAUGAUGAACAAGAUAGAUUAUCAUCAGACAUAAACAGACAAAAGCUGACAGGUUCCUCUACUGCAGGCCCAAACAGACCUCCACACAGCAGUUUAAGCUUCCAAACAGUGGACAGAGUGCUGGAGGAUGGUGGCAUCGUUCCUGUAGGUGUCUCUGUUAUUCAGGAGUGUGACUGGCCUGAGUGGCCCAAUGACAUGCUUCCAUGUUUAGAGUGCGUGGUGUGUCUAGAGAACUUUGUGAAUGAGGAGCUGCUUAUGGGCCUGCCCUGUGGCCAUGCCUUCCACCAGCAGUGCAUUGUGGUAUGGUUAGCAGGAGGUAAGCACUGGUGCCCAAUAUGUCGCUGGCCCAGCUACAAGAAGAAAAGAAUUAAAGUUGGAAUAACACCUCCACUGAAAACACAUUGUUGAACUGAUCAUUGCUAAAAUGAAACUUUUUGAAUCUUUGAUGCUCACUUGACAAUUGCCAUGUUUUACUGUCACAGUUACACAGAUUCAAGGAGGAAUGAUAAGUUAAUCAAAAUGCAAUAACAAUCAAUAAUCUUGGUUGCUUUUAUCCAGGCCUAUAAUUUUGGUUUUAUUCCUAAUUAAUACUGUGCAAUGACCAUCAUGAGAGCUGAAACGAGCAACACCAAGUGACAAUGUUUUCUGUAUGAAGGGUCCAUGCUGAAUUACAAGGAUUGUAAAAGUAGAACGACCUUGGUGUAUCUGUUUAGAUUUUAGUGUACAUUCUGCAUAUUUACAAGGAAAUGGGAUACUGCCCAGAAGUAAUAAAGAUUGAUCUUACAGAUGAAGUCUGUCAACUGAA